Messenger RNA from Alternaria viburni, 2217 nucleotides. RefSeq lists its product as uncharacterized. NCBI's taxonomy places the organism in Eukaryota, Fungi, Ascomycota, Dothideomycetes, Pleosporales, Pleosporaceae. Gene Ontology annotation, cellular component: fungal-type vacuole membrane. The coding region runs from base 1 to 2217 and encodes 738 amino acids. The record is from RefSeq and is a predicted model, not a curated record. The transcript has 2 exons. Gene Ontology annotation, molecular function: oligopeptide transmembrane transporter activity.
AUGGCUCCAGACCGGGGAUCCGCAUCGCUGGAAAACGAAAGAGAUGGGCUUGGUGAAGAGGUGGAUGGUCAUGCUCUCGGUCGCAGUACGACGGGUGCCCGCAGGUACCUGGCUGAGCAGGCAGAUCAGCCGCAAAACUUCACGCUGAGGGGUGUUUUGGUGGGCUUGGCGAUUGGUGUUGUGAUAUGUUUUUCCAACAUGUACUUUGGGCUGCAGACGGGUUGGGUUUCUGGCAUGGCGAUGCCUUCUGCUCUGAUUGGAUUCGCGUACUUCAAGGUCGUUGCUAGGACGCUCAAGUUGCCGUUCACGCCCGUGGAGAAUGUUUUGGUUCAAUCAGUCGCUGGAUCGGUCGGCACCAUGCCUCUCGGAUGUGGAUUUGUUGGCGUGAUUCCUGCGCUGAACUAUCUGUUGACGCCUGAAGAGAAUGGACCACUGGACAUCAGUUUGUGGAAACUGAUCGUGUGGUCUGUUGGCAUCUGCUUCUUUGGAGUAGUGUUUGCAGUGCCUCUGCGGAAAGAGAUGAUCAUCAGAGAGAAGCUGAAGUUCCCUAGCGGUACUGCGACUGCGCUACUAAUUAGAGUGCUGCACGGAGAUGAGAAAUCAAAGACGAUGAUGGCACGCGAAGGAAACCAGGACAGAGACGAUCCAUCCAACGAUGGAGAGACACAAGGACUGUUGCAAGGUUCAAGCGCGCAGCGAGAAGAGCAUGACCUCAGGCCAUCCAUGGACGACAGCAUGAAGGACCCAGAUCAAGAGCUCGGAGAAGACGGAGACUGGAGAUCGAAGAUUAGGCUAUUGCUGAUCUCGUUCGGAGGAUCCGCGCUAUAUACUGUCGUAUCGUACUUCCUCCCGCAGCUUCACGAUAUACCCGUCUUCGGCCUUUCUUUGGCGCAGAACUGGCUCUGGACCUUGAAUCCAUCCCCUGCAUACGUCGGUCAAGGUAUCAUCAUGGGCCCUGCUACGACACUACACAUGCUUCUUGGUGCUAUCAUAGGAUGGGGCAUUCUGUCGCCUCUCGCAAAGCACAAAGCGUGGGCACCAGGGCCAGUGUCGGACUGGACCAACGGCUCAAAAGGCUGGAUUGUCUGGAUCUCUCUCGCCAUCAUGUUAGCAGACUCUCUAGUCAGUUUGGGAUGGCUUCUUCUACGCCCCGUCGUCACGAUUGCCAGAGCUUACUACCCAACCGCGAAAGAGAACUUCCAGUCGCAUACCUGGAAGGAGAUCUUUACACUCAACAUCACGUCCAAGCCACAGUAUACCCAGCUCAGCGACGGCACAUCCGUCAAUCCCUUGGAAACAAUCAAACAGCACUUAGCUGAAGGCAAUGAGCCUGACGCGCCGCCGGAGCACCUCGUCUCAAACCGCACCACCAUCAUCGGCCUCAUCGCAUCCCUAGUCCUUUGCGUCAUCGCAGUCCACGUCUCAUUCCCCAACCUCAUCCCCCUCCGUCUUACCCUACUAUCACUCGUCCUCGCCCUCGUCCUAUCCAUCAUGGGCGUCCGCGCCCUCGGCGAAACCGAUCUCAACCCCGUCUCCGGCAUCUCAAAGCUCACACAACUCGUCUUCGCGCUCGUCACUCCGACUACGGGUCCUGGCGCCAAAAACGCAGUCAUCAUCAACCUUGUCGCGGGCGCAAUCUCCGAGUCCGCGGCCCUACAAGCAGGUGAUCUGUUGCAGGACCUUAAAUGCGGCCAUCUCCUUGGCGCGGCGCCGAACGCGCAGUUCUGGGGUCAGAUGAUUGGGUCUGCGGUUGGUGCUGUGUUGUCUGCUGUUGUGUAUAAGCUUUACACGAAUGUUUACACGAUUCCUGGUGGCCUGUUCGAGGUGCCGACGGGAUAUGUAUGGGUCUUUACUGCGCGGUUAGUGACUGGGAAGGGUCUACCGCCCAUGGUCAAGGAAUGGGCUAGUGGGGCGGCUAUCAUCUUCGCCGUGGGUACGAUGGUCAGAGUGUGGGGUAACAGCAGAAAGCAGAGGGGUCUCAGUGGGUGGUGGAUUGACUUUGUGCCUGGUGGUAUUGCUGUUGCUGUUGGCAUGUAUAACACGCCUUCUUUCACGUUGGCGCGUACAAUUGGCGGCUUGCUCAGUCUGUGGUGGCGCCGCUGGAAGGGUCGGAGUGAGACGCCUAUCAUUGUGCUUGCGAGUGGGUUGAUUCUCGGGGAAGGUCUGUUCAGUAUUGUGAACUUGUUAUUGGCGAGUCUCAAGGUACCUCAUUUGUAG